This is a messenger RNA of Apodemus sylvaticus (European woodmouse), 2007 nucleotides long. It is a transcript of the gene Hspb6, whose product is annotated as heat shock protein family B (small) member 6. The record is from RefSeq and is a predicted model, not a curated record. NCBI's taxonomy places the organism in Eukaryota, Metazoa, Chordata, Mammalia, Rodentia, Muridae. The transcript is spliced from 3 exons. Bases 586 to 1074 code for a protein of 162 amino acids. Gene Ontology annotation, molecular function: protein folding chaperone; structural constituent of eye lens. Gene Ontology annotation, biological process: response to heat; protein refolding.
GGCCCGGCGCACAGCCCCCGGGGGCCGACCUGGAGUGUACAUGCUCAUGCCCCCUGGCCGCCGGGCACCUGAGGCUGAGUCAGAGGCACAGAAUUAGGCCCGACCUACUGUGGGGUAGGGUCUGUUCUGUGUCCUUCUGACAGCCUGGCAUGGGUGCAGCAUUCUCCAGGAGUCUGUUACUAAGACUGAUGCGUCAUCCUCAGAGCUGCCAGCCGGGGCGGAGUUGGAUUAAGAGGACUGAGAACUCUUUGGUGGACUUCUCGGGACCCAGGGUCCCAACUGCCACAGUGAUUAGCCACACCUAUAAGGGUCUGCCUCCUAGACUUUAGCUAGCUUCCCCUUCUAGAAAUGGAAAAGGGCUUAAUGACAUUUCCCUGGUGUCCUUUUCCAGGCAUCCAGCAGGCGUUUAAUAACUGGCCAAAUAAUUAUUGAUGUUUCUAAAUAAGGAAUACUAAUGGCUGAGUCUGGCCUCAAUCCCAGUGUCCCUGCGAGGCCCGCCGCAGGGGCGGUACAGGGCACAGUAUAAAUGGGAGACUGCGUGCGCUUGGGCACUGCGGGGGCCCAGGGUAGCCGCGGAGCAGCAGGAUGGAGAUCCCUGUGCCUGUGCAGCCUUCCUGGCUGCGCCGGGCUUCAGCCCCUUUACCGGGAUUUUCCCCUCUGGGACGUCUCUUUGACCAGCGUUUCGGCGAAGGGCUACUUGAGGCAGAACUGGCUUCACUGUGCCCUGCUGCGAUCGCCCCCUACUAUCUGCGCGCCCCCAGUGUGGCGUUACCCACAGCCCAGGUGCCCACGGACCCUGGACAUUUUUCCGUGCUGCUGGAUGUGAAGCACUUCUCGCCAGAGGAAAUCUCCGUCAAGGUGGUUGGCGACCACGUGGAGGUCCAUGCUCGGCAUGAGGAGCGCCCGGACGAACAUGGAUUCAUUGCUCGAGAGUUCCACCGCCGAUACCGCCUGCCUCCCGGCGUGGACCCUGCUGCAGUGACCUCGGCACUGUCUCCUGAGGGUGUCCUGUCCAUCCAGGCCUCACCAGCGCCAGCCCAGGGCCAACUUCCGUCACCACCUGCUGCCAAGUAGGGGGUCCCAGCACUACAGGACCGAACCUGGGAAGCCUCCUUAGGCUCUCUUUUAAAAGCCGACCUGACUCCACUGCCCAGCCAGACGUCCCAAUCGCUGUCAAGACCGCUUUUCCCAACCACAUGGAGAUGUCCUCCCGAGACCUUUCCACCAAACCCUACCUGAAACUUAGUAACCUAGACACCCCCCCAAGCCCUCUCCCUCAGUAACUUAGACACCCUCCCUAAGCCCUCUCCCUCAGUAACCUAGACACCCCCCCAAGCCCUCUCCCUCAAUAACCUAAGCCCUCUCCCUCAAUAACUUAGACACCCUCCCUAAGCCCUCUCCCUCAGUAACUUAGACACCCCCCUAAGCCCUCUCCCUCAGUAUCCUAGACACCCCCCCAAGCCCUCUCCCUCAGUAACCUAGACAACCCCAAGCCCUCUCCCUCACCUUCUAUCACCACUCAGGCCUCCUAUCGCACUUGUACCACGGUGACUCCAGAGUACAGUGUAGUCACCUAAUUCUCCACAGUGACCCAGCCUACAUGGGCUUUCCACAUCAGAGCAUCCCAACCUGGUCCACCAACUCUAGCUCCUGUUCCUGUGACCUAAUGCUCCUCUGUCCCAGCCCACUUUCUCACUUAAAACUCCAGGCACCUAAAUUCUUGAAUACUAUUCUGACCUCCGAUUUUGGGGACACCUAUUCCCGACUAACCAGGAACCCCAAACCCAAACUGUAUGGAUACUUCAACUUCUCCAGAUGUGCUGUGCUAGGCCAAUGAACAAGAACCCUCGAGUUCCUCUGUCCUGGCUCCCCAUCUGUAGCUAGAUGUCUCAGGGAGCCUCCUUCACAUCUGCCGUCCUCUAAGGCCACACCUGCACUGCAACAUCUCCCAUCUCCCCAGGCCUUCCUACCAUCAAUCCCCAAUAAAUGCACUUGAGAUUUGUCAAC